AUGUCGUCAUCCCAACCACAAAGAACAAUGAGCCCUCCUCGUCCUCGUCCUCGUGAUUUAGAAUCAGAGGAACAUUCAUCAUGGGAUGAUAAUGAAUCGGUCCUUUCAGGUGCCAGUGGUGGUGAUAGGCGAUCCCGUAGUCAAAGACGUGGCGGUCGUAAUAGGCGACGACGUCGUCAACAACAUCGUGUACAAGAUGAAGAUGGUAACCAAGCAACAGUAACUCGUGAAGUUGAAAAACAGCAACCUGUCGCCAAAGCUGAGGAUGGAGGUGGUGGUGGUCAUACUCCACUCAAGCUUCGAUUGGAUCUCAACCUUGAUGUAGAAAUCGAGUUGCGUGCUAGAGUCCAUGGUGAUGUUACCUUGGCUUUGUUGAGCUAA
Messenger RNA from Lichtheimia ornata, 381 nucleotides. RefSeq lists its product as uncharacterized. NCBI's taxonomy places the organism in Eukaryota, Fungi, Mucoromycota, Mucoromycetes, Mucorales, Lichtheimiaceae. The record is from RefSeq and is a predicted model, not a curated record. Bases 1 to 381 code for a protein of 126 amino acids. The transcript has a single exon.